Gasterosteus aculeatus aculeatus (three-spined stickleback) is the source of this 2095-nucleotide messenger RNA. NCBI's taxonomy places the organism in Eukaryota, Metazoa, Chordata, Actinopteri, Perciformes, Gasterosteidae. The record is from RefSeq and is a predicted model, not a curated record.
AGCUGCGCUGGUCAUGCGCAUUUUGUCGUCGCCCCGUCUGGCCGGUGCGUCUUUGGCUCUUUUCGCCACUUUGAAUCAGCGCAUCCUCGCUCUGCGCCGCGGACACCUCCGAGGACUUUGAAGCCGUGACUUCUGCCUUCAGGAUGGACCACUUGAAAACUUCGGAACGCGUUUUCCACAAGUCCUCGUUCAGCAUCAGCAGCUUGUUGUUGAGGCGAGAGGGGGUGAUGGGCGCCGCGGACUCUCCUUCUCCGUCCCAGACGCUGCGCUGCGCGCAUCCAGAGAAACGCCGUCAGGAGGAAACCCGUGCCAAGAACUGCGAGACAAGCAAAACAGAGAGCAACACGGCCACUUCAGAAGCAAAACGAGAAGGAAAUCCCUGCGAAUCGAAGGAAAGUGGAGGAGCGGAAGAAAGCGCAAACCCCGAGAAACCUCCUUUCAGUUACAACGCGCUCAUCAUGAUGGCGAUCCGCCAGAGCCCGGAGCGACGGCUCACUCUCAACGGCAUCUAUGAGUUUAUCAUGGACAACUUCCCUUACUACCGGCAGAACCGGCAGGGGUGGCAGAAUUCCAUCAGACACAACUUGAGUCUGAACAAGUGUUUCGUCAAAGUUCCGCGCCAUUACGACGACCCGGGUAAAGGGAACUACUGGAUGCUGGACCCCUGCAGUGAGGACGUCUUCAUAGGCGGCACGUCGGGGAAACUGCGGCGCAGGGCCGCGGCCGGCUCCGGAACCAAGCUCGCGAUAAAAAGGGGAGGAGGUCGUCUGAUGUCCUCCAGCACAGCGACCAGCGUGACCUUGGCGACGGCGGGUUCGUUUUAUUGGCCGGUGCCGCCGUUUCUGCCUCUCCAAGCGCCGGUGCGCACCCACCUCGGCGCGGGGACUUAUCUCGGCGCUCACCCCCGGUUCCCGAGCCACGCCACGUCGACAGUUUCGCAGCGGUCCCGGUUGGGCGCAACAGGCGCCGCGGACGCCAACCGGUUCGUGCAGACGCACCAGGAGAUGUCUUACAUUGGACUUAGCUGCGCGCAAUCCAGACGCCAUCAGAUCGGCGCAGCCUGCACCGCCUUCUCCACAUCCAUCCCCGCGCGCACUCUGCCGCUGUCGGAUCCGUACUCUUUUAACAUGAUCUCCGGACAGGCCAGCUACUUUUACUCUCACCAAAUACCAUGCGCCGCGACGUUCGGUCCGUGCCAAGAGGAGUGCGCCAAGACGUCUCUGAACGGCCACUCAGACCUCGGCGGGUUUUGUAAUGACUUUCCAAAUUACUGUCCUCAAAUCAGUUCAAGCCCUCCUUCGUCUUGGGUUAUAGAAAAAUAAAGAGUGUUUAUAGCAUAUGAAGUUGGAAAAUAAAAAGCCAGAGCAUCUUAAGAUUAUACCUGCAUAUUGUUAUUUUUUUGAGUUGAUGUAGUCUGAUAUUGGUAUUUUUUUUGGACUCUCGUUUUGUCCCCAACAUUUUUAUUGUGCAAUUUCUGUCAAAUUAACAGUUAGCUGAAGCAUAAACAACGCGAGUCCGGUUCUCACACUGUUUUUCUGACACAAAGGUGCAAGAUGCUUGUAUUUGCGCAUGUUGGUUUUUUUUUUAAAUCAAGGGACAGACUCAAACAUCUUUUUUAAAAUGUAAUUAAUUAGCACUUGGUCUGCAUCUCUUAACUAAAACUAUACCCCUGUUUUUUCAAACACUCACUUUUUACAAGCAUGCACUUGAGUAGAAAUGUGUGAUGUUUGCGUGCAUGUCACAGUUAGGCCUAAUGCCAUCAUCUGAAUUUACCGACAACAUACCAUAAAACAUUAAAUGUCUUUAAGAAAUAAAUCCAAUGAACCAAAAAAAUGAUAAUUCUCUCUUAUUUUAAUUUACCAGCAUGUGUAUACCGAGUGUUGGAGUUCUAAAAUUUGGAAAAAGUGUAUAAGUAAAAAAUACACUUUUAAAUUGAAUGCUAUUAUUGUCUUUGAAUUUGAUUUUUUUGAAAUUGCAUUGCAGCUUUAAUUAUCCUACAUGUAAUUAAACGAUAAAUAAAGCAUUUCUAAUUAUGUUUUCUUUAAAACUCAUUAAAACCUACUGUUGCUAAUUGUAUUUAUUGUUUCACUGUGGA